AUGCUGAGUACGCAUGUACUCCAGCGCCCCCGCUUGAGAAGAAAUUCAUUAGUCGCACCUGAGGUCUGCUAUCCGGAAUCACGAAUCACAGGAGGAAUAAGCGGAAUUAAUCGCAAAAUCUCCAGGAGCCGUGUACGUGUUGUUGCUGCUAGUGCAGUCGGUUCGUCUUCAGGCGAUGCGGCAGGAAGCAGCAGCGCUGGGAUUGAGGGCGCGGCAAGCGGUGGAGAGAGCGUCAAAGAGCUGAAGCAGCGGCUGCUGCGGGCUGUGGGGGGCACUCAAAGGGGCAAGGCAGCUUCUCCCCAGCAGCGAGAGCAGAUACUGCAACUAAUAGAGCAACUGGAGGCAGCCAACCCAACGCCCUCGCCCAUGCUGUCUCCCCUUUUGGCCGGCACAUGGGCUCUGGUCUACAUCGCCCCCACCGAAGCAUCCACAAAUACUUUGGAUGCAUCAGAGGAAGGCCCUUUCCUCGCUCGCUUAAAGCCCGCGGUGUUUGGAGGGGUCAGGCAGAAAGCAAGCCUGCAGAUUAUCCAUCCAGACGAGGGAAGAGCAGAGAACGUGGCACUAUUCACGGCAUGGGGAGUAGAUGGCGAGCUGCAGAUAGACGCGGAGUGCAAGGCACCGGAGCAGGAGAGCAUGCGGGGAGUGCGGUCCACUGUCCGCUUCCUCUCCUUCAAGCUCUCCCUCGGACCCCUCUCGUUCACGCUGCCCCUCUCCCUCAUCUCCCCCACCGGGUGGAUCGAUGUGACAUACAUUGAUGAGGAGAUGCGGGUGACAAGGGGGGAUAAGGGCUCUGUUUUCCUUGCCACACGCGUCAAGGCGUGA
This is a messenger RNA of Closterium sp. NIES-65, 822 nucleotides long. The record is from the annotation of a GenBank genome assembly. NCBI's taxonomy places the organism in Eukaryota, Viridiplantae, Streptophyta, Zygnematophyceae, Desmidiales, Closteriaceae.